This is a messenger RNA of Nymphalis io (European peacock), 2834 nucleotides long. RefSeq names its product cytochrome P450 4C1-like. Lineage: Eukaryota; Metazoa; Arthropoda; Insecta; Lepidoptera; Nymphalidae. The transcript is spliced from 11 exons. The coding region runs from base 78 to 1781 and encodes 567 amino acids. Gene Ontology annotation, molecular function: monooxygenase activity; iron ion binding; oxidoreductase activity, acting on paired donors, with incorporation or reduction of molecular oxygen. The record is from RefSeq and is a predicted model, not a curated record.
GUGUCUCACUGUAAACAACAUGUUUGUUUCUCUUGUUACUAUUUGUCUGUUCGUUGGACUUUUAGUUACUUUACUUUAUGAUCAAUAUAAUCGAGCAGGGAGGCUCGUACGCCAAAUACCAGGCCCAAAGAGAUGGCCUAUUGUUGGUAACACAAUCAAUUUCUUAUUACCACUCGGUGGGGUAUGCGGGAGUCGGAUCUGAGGUCCCCAUCAGCAGGCCUGGCGACAGUGGAGGCGAUCCGUCCCCACUUGAGUCGCUGGGUAACGAGAAAAGGCGGCACACUGACCUUCAGACUGACUCAGGUGCUUACUGGACAUGGGUGCUUCGAAGGAGGCCGCGGAGCGGGAGCACGAGGAGAGUGCCUCAGCUGACCCGCUUCGCCGAAGAAGACCGGGAAGAAGACGUCGGCGCUAUGCGCAUCUUCUCCUCCCGCCACAAGUUAUUUUUAUUUAUUCGGAAUUUGCCCAAGGAGUAUGGAGAUGUCGUACAGAUACAUGCGAUCAAUGAGAGAACUAUAGGGUUUCUGGAUCCUGAUAAUGUUGAGACAAUUUUAUCGUCACUUCGUUUUUCUGACAAAAAUAUACCAUACAAUUUUAUGAGACCGUGGCUUGGAGAGGGGCUUCUCACAAGCCAAGGUUUAAAAUGGCAUCAAAGGAGAAAGUUAUUGACUCAAGCUUUUCAUUUUAAUAUAUUGAAGAAAUAUUCGAUAACUUUCGUUGAACAGACAGAUAAGUUUUUGCAUGAAGUUCAAGAAAAGGUCAAUGAAAAACACGUUGACAUAGUGCCUUUGAUAACUUCAACGACACUUCGUAUCAUGUGUGAGACAGCAAUGGGUACAUCGAUGCAUGAAAGUAUUGAAUCUGUGGCGAGUAAAUACUCGAGAGCAAUAGAAGUCGUCGGAAAGGCAAUUGUCGAAAGAAUGUGCAGAAUUUGGCUACACGUAGACUACUUUUUUAAAUGGUCGAGUGUUGCUAAGGCGCAAGAGGCCGCCCUAAAAGACUUGCACACUUUUACUAAUAAAAUUAUCAAAGAAAGAAGAAUGUUCUUAAAAGAAAAUAGAAUUGAGACAUUCGAAGAUGAAGAAAGUUACGGUAAUAAAGGAAGAUUGGCAAUGUUGGACUUGCUUUUAGAAAAAGAAAAAGUAGGAGAUAUCGAUGUUGACGGUAUCCGAGAGGAAGUUGAUACAUUUAUGUUUGAGGGUCAUGAUACAACAGCGCAGGCAUUGUCUUUCUUGAUAAUGACGAUCGCUAACGAGACGAAAGUGCAAGAUAAGAUUUACGAGGAACUGCAAAAUAUAUUUAAGGGCUCCCAAAAUACGCCAACAACAGAUGAAUUGAAUGAGAUGAAAUAUCUAGAAUGCUGCAUAAAGGAAUCUUUAAGAUUAUAUCCUAGUGUGCCUAUUAUACUCAGAUAUGUAACAGAAGAAACUAUUAUAGGUGGCUUCACCAUACCCAAAAAUAGUCAUAUCCAUAUAUCUAUAUAUGACUUGCAUCGUCGUGCGGAUAUCUUCCCAGAACCAGAGCGCUUUAUACCCGAAAGAUUUCUACCAGAGGUAUGCGCUAAGCGACACCCAUACGCGUAUAUACCUUUCAGCGCUGGUCCUAGAAACUGUAUUGGUCAAAAAUUCGCUAUGUUGGAAAUGAAGACUUUAGUAUCAUCUUUGCUUCGGCGGUUUCGUCUGGAAGCUGUGACUAAGCCUAGUGAUCUUAGAUUCAGAGCUGACAUUCUAUUACGUACUAAUAAUGAAUCAUUAUAUGUUAAAUUUUUCAACCGAUGUUGAUAUAUAAUGUGUGGAAAGAAGUUUAUUCAUUAUAUCGAUCUUAUUUAAAGACCUAAUAUCAAUCAGAAUAAAUAUUUUCUUAAAUAAAUCUAAAUUUAAUUAUUAAUAUAUUGAUGUAAAUUAAGUCAGAACUUGAAAUUUUAAAAUUCAAUAAAUACAUAAGUAAUGUAUAUAUAUACGACAUGAGCCGUACAGUUCUUCCGUGAUACUAUAUACUACCAGGAUAUUACAAAAUUUAAAAUAUUCUUACACAAAGUAUUAUCGAAUAUUGUUCAGAUUAUUCAUAAAGUACAAUUAUCACAUUCAUGACAUCUGUAUCGUAAUUGUGCAAAAUAUUAAUAGUAAAGAUAUUUAAAAAACGCUCGGAAUAAUAUAAAACUAAGACUCGUUUAUCUUUACUCUUUCGAUUGGAAUAGGGUAUAGACAUAUAGCUCACAGAAACAUAUUAGCCUAUCAUUAAACUAUCGCUAAACAAAAAUUGCGCUCGAAAAAACGACAAAGUCGAGCUGAUAUCGAGCUUACAAUAUUUUAAAGGUGCUUAUCAAAACAAAAAAUAAAAUAUAAUAAAUCUUCAACAACACCGAAGAGGCAUCUUGCGGACCAGCAAGGCGGGGGCGGCUAGUGCAAAAUAUUCUUCCUGACUGUACUGGCCGAUGUCGCGUUUGGACUUUACUACCACUUACUAUCAGGUGGAGUAGAGUCAUUUACCCUCCCGGCAAUUUAAAAAAAAAGACACUGUAACAAUAAUAUAACAGAAUGAAUCAUUUAUAAUUAAAUAUAGUGCCAAUGACAUGUUUAAGCGGUAAUAUUCGCUGGUAAAUAUAAUAUACUAAACUAUUUAAAAAAAUAGUAUCAAUCAGUAAAAAAUAGUAUUAAUCAGUAAAAAAUAGUAACAAUAAAUAUACUAACUAUUUAAAAAAAUUAAAAAAAACGACACUGUAACAAUAAUAUAACAGAAUAAAUCAUUUAUAAUGUAUAUCAUUAAAUAUAGUGCCAAUGACAUAUUUAAGCGGUAAUAUUCGCCGGUAAAUAUAAACUAACUAUAUAAGAAAA